Clunio marinus is the source of this 528-nucleotide messenger RNA. Lineage: Eukaryota; Metazoa; Arthropoda; Insecta; Diptera; Chironomidae. The record is from the annotation of a GenBank genome assembly.
AUGAAAGGACUUUUACUUCUGUCAGUGUUCAUUGCCGGCUGCUUUGCCAGAAGCGUUUUUGUGAUAAAAAUUAAUGACUUGGAAUCAUCUUCUGAUGCUUCAUCAAAUGAUCGUCAACUUAAAAGACAGAAAAGACAAUUUGGAUUCGGUGGUGAUUAUUUUGGACCACAAAAUUAUGGUCAAAGCUCGGCUCAAGCAAAUGCCAAUGCUUUCAAUCAAUAUUAUGGUCCCGAUGGGUUUGGAGCGAGUAGUUCACUUGCUGGUGCACAAGCAUUCAACUCACAGUCACCAUAUGGUGACUUCGGAGCUUCAGCAGCUCAUUCAGGUUCUCAAGGUUUCUACGGUGGACCAGAUGGCUUCGGUGCAAAUGCUGGCUUCUCUGGAAGUCAAUCUUAUAAUCUUCCAAACGGACAAAACCUCGCACUGUCAUAUGGAUCAGGCUACAACUACGUGCCAGGUGAAGCACCUCAAAUCACAAACUCCAACAGCAUCGCAUUCACAUAAAUUGAGAAAUAAAAUUUCAAAUUA